Molecule: messenger RNA, 2349 nt
Organism: Triticum aestivum (bread wheat)
Lineage: Eukaryota; Viridiplantae; Streptophyta; Magnoliopsida; Poales; Poaceae
Product: HBS1-like protein
Exons: 12
Coding region: 212-2269 (685 amino acids)
Molecular function (GO): GTPase activity; GTP binding
Source: RefSeq, a predicted model, not a curated record
AAAAAAAAAAACGAUCCCUUCGUCUCUUCUCUUCCCCACUCUCCUCAAGCACCCAGCCUCGGAUUCGUGGCGAGCGAUUCGGCGCCCUGCCGCCCCGGCGGACCCUGCUCGGCCGGAGCCGGACGUGCCUCGUGUGGUUGUAUAAACCCGCACUCUGAUGGUACGUGUGGCGACCAUAGCGACAGUAGCAUCGUCCUUCUGGAAAUAAGAGAUGUUUGUUCCUAAAACAGAUAACCAAUCUGACCUUGAGGGGCCACAUAGAAAUUCUGGGCCAUGGCUGUGCUCCAUUUGCUCUCGGCAAAAUGAUACGAGUUGUAUAUCUUGUGAGGUAUGCGGCGUUCUUCGGGAUUUGUCGCUGUAUUUCAGUAACGCCAAUGAAGCUGAAAGUGGAGCUAAACGCAGAAACAAGCAUUCUGGUGUAUCUGUACUGGCAAGAUCUCUUUUCACACCAUCUGGUCCAAAAUCAAAAGCCGUUGUUUUCUCUGAUGGAUUUCGAGGCAACAAAAACGCAACAGGACAUAUGCAAGCUUCCUUGGGUACUCUGCACAAGACAUACAUGACACAUAAGCUGUGCCAUAACAUAGUGCCUUUCAAGUUUGAUAUACCAUCUCCUGAUGAUAUGGUCUCUACAGGCUUAAAAUCGUCCAGACAUUUGCGAAAAGAUAUCCCUGGAAAGAUGGUGAUGGGUGAUGAUGAUGUUGUAGUUGAGAAGGAUACAAGUACAGACCCAAGUUCAUCAGUGAAGUUGGAAGAACUUGGUGGAAAUAGUAGCAGUGUUGCCGCCAAUACUCAGAACGAAACUCUUAUUUUGGACAAUGAGCUACAACAUUUGAGUAUAGAAAGGAAGCCAAAAAACAGUAAAGCAAAGAUUAAGAAGCCAGUACCUGUUUCGCAGUACAAGCCAGAACCGUGGAUGCUACAGGGCAAAGAUCUAGAAAUGCCUAGACAACUAAAUCUUGCCAUUGUUGGUCAUGUUGAUUCUGGCAAAUCAACAUUAUGUGGUCGGUUGCUGCAUGCCCUGGGGAGAAUUUCAAAAAAGCAAAUGCAUAAGAAUGAGAAAGAAGCGAAAGAAAAGGGAAAAGGGUCGUUUGCAUAUGCUUGGGCCAUGGAUGAGAGUGCUGAUGAAAGGGCACGUGGCAUCACGAUGAAUGUCGGUGUAGCAUACUUUGACACCAAAAACUACCAAGUUGUUAUGCUUGACUCCCCUGGUCACAAAGAUUUUGUUCCUAACAUGAUAUCUGGAGUGACGCAAGCUGAUGCAGCAGUCCUAGUUGUUGAUGCCUCUCUAGGAUCAUUUGAGUCGGGUAUGGGCGUUAAUGGGGUUGGACAGACAAAGGAGCACUCACAGCUUAUUCGAAGUUUCGGUGUUGAGGACUUGAUAGUUGCUGUUAAUAAGAUGGAUUCGGUGGAAUAUUCGGCAGAACGCUUCAAUUAUGUGAAAUCACAACUUGGCAUUUUUCUCCGAUCAUGUGGCUAUAAAGAGUCGGCGAUAACCUGGGUUCCUUUGAGUGCAAUGGAAAAUGAAAAUCUGGUGACAGCAGUUUCAGAUACUCGUCUCUCAUCAUGGUUUCAUGGGACUUGCCUUCUGGAAGCAAUUGACUCGUCAGCACCACCUCAUCGUGAUGUUUCAAGGCCACUACGGCUUCCAAUUUGUGAUGUUAUUUCAUCCCAUGUGCUGGGACAAGUGGCGGUUUGUGGUAAAGUAGUGUGUGGAGCAAUCCGGAGUGAUUCCAAGGUUCUUGUGAUGCCUUCGGGAGAGCUAGCUACAGUGAAAAUCAUCGAGCGGGACUCCUCUCGUCUCAGCUCGGCAAGAGCUGGCGACAACAUUGCGAUUGGGCUGCAAGGGAUCGACCCUAUCCACGUGAUGUCGGGUGGAGUCCUGUGCCACCCAGAUUACCCCGUGUCGGUGGCGUCUUCCCUGGAGCUGAAGAUCCUGGUGCUAGACAUCACAGUACCUAUACUGCCGGGCCUUCAGUUUGAGCUCCACGUGCACCAUGCGAAGGUGUCGGCGUCCCUGGUGAGGAUUGUGUCGCUGCUGGACCAGAAGACUGGCAAGGCCUCGGCGAAGAAGCCGCGGAUGCUGACUGCGAAGCAGGCUGCCAUCGUCGAGGUGAAGCUGGAGAGGGAGGUGUGCGUGGAGGAGUUCGGAACACUCAAGGCCCUUGGCCGCGCGUUCCUGCGGUCGCAGGGGAGCACCGUCGCGGUCGGCGUGGUGACCCGCGUCGUGCAGGUGCAGGUACAGGGGGAGCGAGCAGAGCACGCUUGUUAGGGCGCGUUGGCAGAGUUGUACAUACAGACAUAUACUCGUCGUCAGGUCAGGGGUGCAGACCAGUUUACUUGGUUGGAGGA